ACAUGGGUGAGUCCCUGCUACCACCUCACCCUCAGGUUGCUUUUUUGGCUGAACAAGAAGGCUUCUCCCAGGCAGGAAGGGUGGGGCACAGAGACGUGAGCCAAUGUGGAUGACCUGGGGAGGGCUUUGCAGUUGAAUCUCCUGAAAACGGCAAAGAAGUGCAGACCUCCGGGCAGUCUAGACUCAGAUUCUGUAGACACUUCCCUUUGGCUGAGCCAAGCCAGGGUUGCUCAGAAACUGGGGUCCUUGAGAUUGGAUUCGAUUGGAAGGAAAGACACAGGAUUGCAAUGUGCCGAACUCUGUGAGGACCAGGGUUUAGCUUGAGUUCCCCAGUCUGUCCACGAGGUCCAAGCCUGAGAUCACUACGGCAACCACAUGUCAGGAGGAAGACUGGUCAGCAACGCAGUGACCGUGCUGGAAUAGUUUUGAAAUAUUUGAACUAUUCUAAUGCAAACUCUUCUUUCAGUGAUAUUUCACGUUGUAUCUUACGUCACUUUAUUUAUGCAGAUGUCAUCUUUCCAGUUGACAUUUAAUUGGUGUUUAAUUUGGUUUAAGUUGCUAAUAUUGUGUAUGUAUCUGAGUCUAGUGUGAGAAUCAUUACUCCAUGCCUGUACAUCCCACACCAAGGAAACUUUUUUGAGUGAGGACGCUGUGCCGUGCUGAGUCUGUGGCAUGCCUUGGACAUAAGCAUAUAGCUUGCCUUCUCCAGCUUGGAGGAAAAGUCUUAGAGGAAUGCAAAGGUGGAGGGGCCCUCUGAGAAUAUGGAGCAACGACAGCUCUGUAUCACCCCUCUUAUGGAAAAACCCAGAAUAACUACCCAUGUUUUCUGUGACCUUAGAUUGUGGAGGAACCGACAGAUGUCGAUUCUGCCAGCCACUCCUUCCCUAGUGGGCACCACACCCUUGCCCCCCAUCCUUCCUGGGCACCUGGUAUUCAGAUGCUAGGGGAAUAUUAAUCAGGGUCCAACUAGGAAAACAGAAACCCUUCUCUGCAGUUAACAGAGAGGGAAGUAAAAGCAGGAUGGUGCCCCUGCACUGGAUCCCGGCACAGGCAAAGAACAUUAGUGGAAAGGUGAUGAAAUCCAAAUAAAAUCUGUCAUUUAAUUACUGUAGCAGUGUUAAUUUUUUUCUUUCUGGCGGAUGUGCUGGGGUCGUGUAAAGCAUAAACAUUAGAGGGAUCUGAAUGAAGGGCAUAUGGGAACUCUCUGUAUCUCUGCAACUCUUCUGCAAAUUUAAAUUUAUUCCCAGACCCUGUGACCACCAUUCCCUGCUGUGAUGUCGUGACUCUGGUGACUUUGCAGACCUCCUGUGACAUCAUGCAGAAUUUUGUCUCUGCAUCUGCAUUGCUUGUGCUCUGCCUGGCUCAGACGAUCCACACUCAGGAGGGGCCCCUGCCCAGACCCUCCAUCUCGGCUGAGCCAGACACUGUGAUCCCCCCAGGGAGGCCUGUGACUUUUGUGUGCCAGGGCCCGGUUGGGGUUCAAACAUUCCGCCUGGAGUGGGAGGGUAGAUCCAAGUUCAAUGAUACUAAGGAUGUGUCUCAAGCUAGUCCAUCUGAGUCCGAGGCCAGAUUCCGCAUUGACUCAGUGAGUGAAGGAAAUGCCGGACGUUAUCACUGCCUCUAUGAAAAGUCCACCAGAUGGUCUGAGCUCAGUGACCACCUGGAGCUGGUGGUGAAAGAAACCUCUGGAGACACGGACUCCCCCGUCACAGAGCCCGGCUCCUCAGCUGGACCCAGGCAGAGGCCGUCGGACAACAGUCACAAUGAGCAUGCACCUGCUUCCCAAGGCCUGAGUGCUGAGCAUCUUUAUAUUCUCAUCGCGGUCUCAGUGGUCUUCCUCUUUUGUCUCCUCCUUCUGGUCCUCUUUUUCCUCCAUCGCCAGAAUCAGAUAAAGCAGGGGCCCCCCAGAAGCAAGGACGAGAAGCAGAAGCUACAGCAGAGGCCCGACCUGGCUGUUGAUGUUCUAGAGAGGACAGCAGACAAGGCCACAGUCAAGGGACUUCCUGAGAAGGACAGAGAGACGGACACCUCGGCCCCGGCUGCAGGGAGUUCCCAGGAGGUGACGUAUGCUCAGCUGGACCACUGGGCCCUCACACGGAGGACAGCCCAGGCUGUGUCCCCACAGUCCACAGAGCCCAUGGCUGAGUCCAGCACGUAUGCCACUGUUGCCAGACACUGACCCCAGGCCCACCUGGCCUCUGCACCUGAGGAUAUAAAGUCACUCUAGGAAAAGCCUGAAGCGGCCAUUUGGAAGGCUUCCCCUUGGACUCAUCUUCAUCUGGAAAGCGAGACAGGCAGCUGACCUGGAGACAAGAGCUGGAGACUGGAGGUUUCUAACCAGCAUCCAGAAGUUUCGUUAGCCAGGUAGUCCCUUCUACAAUUGAGCAGCUCCUUGGACAGUUUCUCAGUUGAUUCCAGAGACCCAGCUACAGUUCCCUGGCUGUUUCUAGAGACCCAGCUUUAUUCACCUGAGUGUUUCCAGAGACCCAGCUAAAGUCACCUGCCUGUUCUAGAGGCUCAGCUACAGCUGUCAGGCUAUUUCCAGAGACCCCACUACAGCCAACCAGCUGAUUUCCUGAGCAGUGAUGCCGCCUCCAAGCUUGUCCUAGGUGUCUGCUGUGAACCUCCAAUGACCCCAGAUACUUUGCUGUAAUUAUCUGCCCUGCUGACCCAGACCUUCCUAGAAGUCAAGAGCUAGCCUUCAGACUGCACUGUACAUACACAGCUGAGAGCCAAGCCCAGUUCUCUGGAUCAUGCUUUACUCUGUGCAUCAAUAAAUAAUUUUGAAUACCUCA
This is a messenger RNA of Rhinopithecus roxellana (golden snub-nosed monkey), 2795 nucleotides long. It is a transcript of the gene LAIR1, whose product is annotated as leukocyte associated immunoglobulin like receptor 1. The record is from RefSeq and is a predicted model, not a curated record. The transcript has 11 exons. NCBI's taxonomy places the organism in Eukaryota, Metazoa, Chordata, Mammalia, Primates, Cercopithecidae. Bases 1316 to 2179 code for a protein of 287 amino acids.